This is a messenger RNA of Paramecium tetraurelia, 1461 nucleotides long. RefSeq lists its product as uncharacterized. The transcript has 5 exons. Gene Ontology annotation, biological process: protein autophosphorylation. Gene Ontology annotation, molecular function: protein serine/threonine kinase activity; ATP binding. NCBI's taxonomy places the organism in Eukaryota, Ciliophora, Oligohymenophorea, Peniculida, Parameciidae. Gene Ontology annotation, cellular component: cytoplasm. The record is from RefSeq and is a predicted model, not a curated record.
AUGAAAUAAACUUUUAUACUAACACAUAUAUAUCACUAUAUUGCAGUCUAUCCUUUUUUUCUUAUAAUUGGGAUGAUAGAGGUCUUUUAUAGAAAAAAAGUAGAUGCUAAAAAAUAGAUAACCGAGGAAUUAUAAGCCUUAUGUAUCUUGUAAUUAAAUAUAUAAAUAAACUCAAUGCAAUAAUCUUGCUUAGAGAUGAACUAAUCAAAGAAAUCAAAAUUUAAUUCAAAGUUUAUAAGUAUUCAAGAAAGUUCUAUAGGUUUGAAGAUAGUGGAUCCUGUUAGUAAGAUAAUUUAAGUAUUUCUAUUUUGGAACAAUUCCAUUUUAAUGGAUUGGAAUAACUUUUUCCAGGAAUUAAAUGCUGGAAAUCUUGGAAAUCUACAUUUCAUUAUUGAAUGUGAAGAAUCUAAAUUUUUUAUAUAUGGGACUGCUGAAGAUUUAUUUUGUAUAUAUAAAUUCUGUGCUGGAAAGUAUAUAUUUAAAAAGGGAUAAGCUAGUAAAACACUUGAAAUAAUAAAAGAGAAACAUGAUUAUCAAUUGAAAUCAAUAUUUGAUUAGUCCAGACAGAAACAGUACUAUGAGCAUGUAAUAUUUGCUCAAAUCAACGAUAACUUAGAUAUGUCUUUCUACUCUUAGGUUACAUAUGAUGGAGAGAGAUUUAUUCCUUAGGAAAUUUAAAUAAUAUAGGACUUACAUAUUACAUAUAUACCUUAAUUCUUAGAAGUAGAUGCAUUGUACCACGAUGGAGUUUAAUUUUCUUACAUUUAUUCAAAAAAAGAUUUAAUAAAAUUAUCUUUGUAUUAUAAUCACACUCAAUUGGAUAACCAUUGUUUAGUAUCUCACACAGCAUCCUAAUUAGUACUAAUAUUGCUAGCUUUAGACGAGAAGGGAAUAAUACACCCUGGCCUUGAUUUAAAAAAUCUUUAUAUCAAUCCAAAUACAUAGGAUAUUGUUCUUGCUUCCUAUUACUAGGCUUAUUACUAAUUGAACAAUGAUCAAAGAAGAUUGUGUGUAAAUAUUGGGUAUUCGCCUCCUGAAUAUUUUAAGAUUAAUUAAAAACUAACAACCAAAGCUAAUGUUUAUCAAGUUGGAAUUUCGUUAUUUCAAUUGUACUCUAUUUAGUAUCAUAUUAGAUUGCUUGGACACAAUCCCUUUGGAAAAUCCUAAAAGGAAAUGGCACUCAAUCACACCAAGAACAUUCUUGAUUUAUCAAGACUCAAUGCUUUUGAUUCUAUUUUACGUGAUUUCAUACGAAAAUUACUAGAAUAGGAACCUCACAAAAGACCAUCACCUUAAGAAUUACUUAAGCACAAGUUAUUUUCGAUCUCCCACAAAGAAUACUUGUCUAAAUAGACAAUAUAAAAAAAAAUACAAUAAGAUAUUCAAGAGUUCACCAUUUUUAGCAAGACCUAGAAUAUCUAAAGUGUAAAACCAACCUUAAAGUUCAAAAAGAGAUAGUGA